CACACACACACACACACUCGAGUCGCGUGCGGGGGAGCGAGAAAGCAUCCACUAAGCUCUCGGCGCUGUCGCUACACAUAUCCACAUUUUCCACAUUCGACAAAUUGUUCGCGUUCAGGAAAGUUGGAUCUGCAGCAGGCAGCAGAAAAGGGGAGGUGCGCAAACGUCGGCAAUCCAUUUAUUUCCUUUUUGUUUUGUUACCAUCGUACGGUUUUAUAGUUUUCCGUGCCGCGAUCUAUCUCCACGUGAGGGAGUGUUUGUGGAUGCACUGCCUAGUUCUAACGCGGGAGGGCAGACAACACAGCACACGGGACACACUCGCGAAGGAGCAGGAGCAGUAGAAACCGGAGGAAGCAUUAAGAAGCACCACGUUGAUACCACUACUAAUUACGCCAGGAAAAGGAAUCCAUCAAUAUCGAACGGCAACUAUCAGUCUUGUUUCGGCAUCGGUCGAGUGAAAGUCAUUACCCUGGUGCUGGUGCCUCGCGCAGCAAGUGAAAGAAGAUUUUCAGUGCCGUACGAAGCCCACAGCAAACGAAUCGAAAUAAGCUGCCAAACUUGUUCCAUUAACACCGACGACGAGGCGGCUUUUGGAGCCUCCCCCACCGGGCACGCAAAGGAUCAGCCUCGAUUUCUUCGGUAAACGCAUCCGAGCAACAUUACCAGAACAAUGUCGCAGAUGGGUCGAGCGGUGAAGAAUUUGGAACCGCCACGUCCGCUCAAGUCUACGAUGAAGCAGUCCCACGUCCAUGUGCCCGUGUAUGAAGUUCAGUCUAUUGAAGAACUUAUCUCACUGACGGAAAACGUGGCCACCAACUUGGCCAAUGGGUGCAACAAUGCGGACGGUAUGAAUGCGCUGCUCGCAAACCUGCGGCUGCACGGUCCGCAGCUUGAGAAUGUGUCGAAAGACACACUGGACAAGGCAUUUGUUAUCUUCCGCAAUGCUUCACAGGACGAGCGGCUGAAUAUCAUGACUCGGCUCAAUCUGCUCGAGCUAAUCGAGCUUCGUGCCAAAUCCUGGCAGGUGUCGGACGGUAUCAACACAUACUACAAACAUAAGGCGACUAACGUUGAGCCUGACCUUAUGGGUGAUCCAUCGUUGCUAAGCACCUCCCCUCCUGGAUUGUCUCUUGGGCAGCAGGUGAUUCCCUCGCUGUCCCCUGGUGAGCUAAUUCGCACCUCGGGCAAGUUCCCGAAGCCAACCAAAAUUCCCGGCAAGACGUACUGCAAGGACGAGAUCGUCAUUCGCAAUGCUGAUUCAGGAAAAGUAAUGGGAAUCAAGGGACGUAGAGUUCACAUGAUUGAGGAAUUAAGCGAAACGGUUAUAUCGUUCCAAAGAGUUAAUCCAGGAGCUAAGGAACGUCUUGUACAGAUUACCGGCCCCAACGAGGAAAAAAUAAAUUACGCGAAGCAAUUGAUCGAAGACACAAUCCGUCGUAAUGCAUCUCCGGUGCGACUGGAGACAUCCCAGGAUGGCUCGUGUAGUUCGCUCGCAUCGUCCGCUUCGGACGAAAUGAUCCCCAGGCGGCAGAUUUCGGAUGGGUCAAACAUUACAAUGUCCGGCAAUGCAGGCCAACGCAACUCGAUGCUGUCCAAUCAGAGCGCCUUUGUGCCAAAUCAACAAAUCUCGGGACCACAAUCGGCUGCAGGUUUGAAUCUUAACCUGGCCAACAAUACCAUGUACCAGCAACAUCAGCAGCAGCAGCAGCAAUAUCCAUCCCAUCCGAAGCUGGUUCGAAACGGGUCCCAGAACAAUGGGCAACAGUCGGGUAUGUUGCUUCACAGCUUCUCAACGAACGAUGCGUCUCUGGGGGAGUAUAAGUACACCGUCAAUAUAGGCAGGCACAGCAUCAAGAUUACCGGAGAUUGUUUCGAGCUGGUUAGGGUUGCCAAACUGGUGUUGGAUGACUACUUCAGCAGUAAUGAAUUCCUAGCCUCUGUAGAGAUGGGAUCCAGUUUUGAUCUUCCAACCUCGUUGGCGUCACCAGUGACACCGAUGGCUGGACAGCAUCCGCUCAUAACCGGCUCACCGUUUGUCGACAGUGGCGUCGGAUUGGAUGCUAUGGCUGCUGGUAUGGGAACGAUGAAUUUAAACUGUACCGAAGUGGAUGACGAUGUGUUCAUCGUGGAUCCACCAACUUUGACGGGUGGACUUAAAUCCGGUGACAGCUCCAGCUCAUCAAACUCAACGCUGGUCACUUCGACGCCCGUGAAUAACGGUCUGAGCCGAUCGAGAAGAAGCCAUUUUUCGCGUAAGGACAGUGCACCGGAGGGCAUAAAAGAUGGCGCUGGCGCCACACCAGCUACGAAGGACGAUUCUACACCAGUGAGAAUCGUUCACGAAUACGAACGUUUGAUCUACUAUUCCAAAUCUCCCCACUCAUGGGCUCUACCACGUGACUGGUCGAAGAUCUGCGAAAAGCUACCAUUUAUAGUACGAAACAAGGACAUUGAUGACGAGAAGAACCGCUUCGACGCCGAAAAGUUUCUAGAGCUGAAAAAGCAAGCCACCUUCGCUGACGGAUGCUCCAACAGCUUCGGCGAUUCUGUGGACAGCGCGGACCAGAUGAGUGGUAGUGAUUCUCUCUCGAAUGGAGACUCCUCAUCCACGACGACGUCGACGAUUGGCGGAGGUGCAUCGAGUGGUGAGGCCGAAAACUCAGCGUCUUCGUCGUCGUCCGUAUCGGCCGAUACGCUAUCGGCGCAGUAGGAUAAAAUCGGCCAGUAAUUCUCGACAACAACAAUAAAAAAAAACUAAUUUAUCUAAUUUCUAACACAAUUACUGUUAUUUGGUAGCAAUAACGAUUAGAAUAGGAGGGAGACACAAGUAUCUAUAUUCGAAAUGAAACCAAUCUACUUUACUAUGAUCUAUAGACCCCUUAAGGAUAGGUGUCGCGCAUUUUUGCGGGCUCGCAGCGAAGAUAACUGCAUCACUGAAGCUUCCUUGUUAAAUUGGGGGAGAUUUUAGCUUCGAAUCAUUUUAAGAAGAGAUUAAAACUGUCCAAAAAUACGACUAAAGUGAGAAACACCUUAUUUAAACAUUAGCAGAGGGAAAUCUCGUCACUAAUUUAUAAUAAUCAUUUUAGAGGCGAAUGAACUGCAAAGUUUAAAGCCUCUUAAAAACAAAGAAAGAAGAAGAAUAAUCAUUUAUAAUCAUCUAAUCACUUCAGAGCAAAACAACGACAGAAGUAAGUCUUCUUCUGUUGAACAUCAUCACUCGUAACUCGUGAAUCAAUCUAGAUUAUAUGCUGUGUAUUAACAACCAUCUAGUCUACAAUCAAGCAAAGCACAACACAAACGGCACCCGAAAGGAAAGUUAAUGUCCCAUUUGAGAAAUUGCUGAUUUUGUUUUCGCUUCCAUUAAGAUUUCACCAAAAAAAAAAGAACUACCGCUGUUGAUUUUGUUUUUUCCUAUAAUUUUUGAGACGAUUUUUGUUUUAUUUAUUUACCACCUUCAACAACCACAAUGUUAUUUAUUUAUGUUCUUUAAUAAUAUAAAUACGUAUAUAACUAAGAUAUUGUCCCAAUCUUUCGUUAAGGUUUCUUUUUGAUGAAAGGAAUGAAUUCCUUUGUUAGACGCAGAACUGAAGAAAAUAAAAUAACCGACCGAAAUACCACUGUUGACCGGAACAAGUUACUAUUGAUUCUGCUGUAGAACAAAACAUGCUUUUUUUCUGUAACUGAUUGAGGCGAAAUUUGAGAGAGGCGAAGUUGGGAUUGGAGAGCAAAUAAUUGUAUGUUAAAACUUUGUCGUUUAAUUCAAUUAACAAGAAUAGAAAAAAAUGAGAGAAGAAAACACACAUAUAGUGAUGUUGUAAGGGAGAAAACCAUAUUAACCAUUGUAACCCAAACUCAAUUUUCUUAUUUAUAUUUAGCCCCCCCGAAACUGAGAACAGAAACAGGAGAAGGAAAAAUAACGAAAAAAAGAUAAACAGAUUAACAAAAAGUACCUCUGAUCGCAGACUGUGUUUUGGAAGGGAGAAACAAAUAAACACUAUUUUUGUAAAA
Toxorhynchites rutilus septentrionalis is the source of this 4008-nucleotide messenger RNA. RefSeq names its product eukaryotic translation initiation factor 4E-binding protein Mextli (gene mxt). Lineage: Eukaryota; Metazoa; Arthropoda; Insecta; Diptera; Culicidae. The record is from RefSeq and is a predicted model, not a curated record. Bases 671 to 2710 code for a protein of 679 amino acids. Gene Ontology annotation, molecular function: RNA binding; translation initiation factor activity; eukaryotic initiation factor 4E binding. The transcript has 10 exons. Gene Ontology annotation, cellular component: cytoplasm; RNA cap binding complex. Gene Ontology annotation, biological process: positive regulation of translation; regulation of formation of translation initiation ternary complex.